Phialemonium atrogriseum is the source of this 1766-nucleotide messenger RNA. RefSeq names its product histone acetyltransferase. Gene Ontology annotation, cellular component: chromatin; MSL complex. Gene Ontology annotation, biological process: negative regulation of DNA-templated transcription; positive regulation of transcription by RNA polymerase II. NCBI's taxonomy places the organism in Eukaryota, Fungi, Ascomycota, Sordariomycetes, Cephalothecales, Cephalothecaceae. Bases 69 to 1592 code for a protein of 507 amino acids. Gene Ontology annotation, molecular function: transcription coregulator activity; histone H4K16 acetyltransferase activity. The record is from RefSeq and is a predicted model, not a curated record. The transcript is spliced from 2 exons.
UCUUGAUCAGCCUUUUCGCAACAAGUUCUUUUUCAUCAACGCACCUCCGUCGCCAUUGGAAUUUCAUCAUGAGUCCUGCUGCUGUCAACGGCGACGCCGUUGUAGGCUCUGAUGGCCCGAGACAGAAGGGCAAAGCGACGCCCGACACCAUAAAGGUCGGAUGCAUCGCAAUGGUAGAGAAGGAUGGGAAGCCGCGUCGGGCCGAAAUCCUCAGUAUAAAGGAGACCAAGAGUGGCCGCCAAUUUUACUGCAACUUCGACAACUUCAACAAGCGACUCGACGAAUGGGUGCCUCUCGUCCGCAUAGACUUCGACCAAGAUGUCGAAUGGCCCAAUCCAGAAAAAGAUAAGCAGAAGGACGGGAAGACAAAGAAAGCGUCGACUGCGCCGGGAAAGAAGACACAGACAGUAAAGAAGACACAGAAGAGAAUUGGCAAACGGGAGCAAUCCGUAGCGUCCGAAGGGCAAACACCGCAUCCCUGGGCGGAAUUCGUCGAAUCGCAGUCUCAGAGGAAAGGCACGCCGAAGGUCGAUGAUGGCGAUGACAAGGUCAUGGCGAGUCUGGACAUCAGUGCCACCCCAGGGACUGGUGCGGAUGAGAUGGAAGUCGACGAGGACGAGACCCCUGCCGGAGUAGCAAAGAGGGAUCGGGCGCCGUCUUUUAGCAGAGAGGAAGAAAUUGAAAAGCUCAGAACUUCGGGUUCGAUGACACAGAAUCCGGCCGAGAUCUCGCGUAUUCGGAACAUAUCCAAGGUCGAAUUCGGAAGAUACAUCCUGUUCCCAUGGUACUUCUCGCCAUAUCCCGAAGUCUUCAGUCAGGAAGACUGCAUUUUCAUCUGCGAGUUCUGCUUGAGCUACUAUGACGAUCUGAAGUCGUUCGCGCGGCAUCGACGCAAGUGCACGUUGCAGCAUCCCCCCGGGAACGAGAUCUACCGCGAUGAUUACGUCUCCUUCUUCGAGAUCGAUGGGAGAAGGCAGCGUACGUGGUGUCGGAAUCUUUGUCUUCUCUCAAAGAUGUUUCUCGACCACAAGACGUUGUACUAUGACGUUGACCCAUUCUUGUUCUACGUCAUGACGACCCGGGAUGAGAAGGGCUGCCAUCUCAUCGGCUACUUCUCAAAGGAAAAGGAGAGCGCAGACGGGUACAACGUCGCUUGUAUCCUGACCCUGCCGCAGUAUCAGCGGCAAGGUUAUGGUCGUCUGCUGAUUCAAUUCUCCUACGAGUUAUCCAGGAUCGAGAACAAGCUGGGUUCGCCUGAGAAACCGCUAUCCGAUCUGGGGCUCCUGAGUUACCGGCAAUAUUGGUCGGAGAAUAUUGUUGACAUCCUUGCGGGCUACAACGAAAGGGAAGAGAAGUGCACAAUCGAAGGAAUAGCAUCGCAACUUGCCAUGACCACCCAAGACGUGGAGCAUACGUUGCAGGCGCUGAAGAUGCAAGUGUACCAUAAGGGGGAACACAAGAUCGUGCUGCCUGACAAUUUGCUCCAAAAAUGGGAGAAGGCGAAACUGAAGCAGAGGCGGAUUAUCGAUCCCGAGCGGAUCCAGUGGAAGCCGCCGGUCUUCACGGCGUCUAAUCGGACAUGGGGAUGGUAAGAGUCGAGGGUUUGGAAUGCGUGGUCAAUAUGUACACACAAAAUGUUGGAGUUUAAGCAUGCUGUAGAUACCCCUUUACUGAGUUGCAUCAUGUGCUUCCUCUGCAUUGCUGUGAACUCCUGACGCGGGGCAGUUACCCCUGAACCUGGUCUGUGCUGGCACUUUGUGCCUGCA